GACGAAAAUAAAAAUGUAACAGGACUAUCCUGCGCCGGGCCCCACCGCAGCACACCGUUUCCGAGUGGCACACGCCCCCCGCGUCCUCCCCCUCCCCUCCGAAUAAAUCCCAGCCAUUACGGCGCCAUUGCCCAGCCCAACCACUCUCCUCGCCCCAGCGGAGCAGCGCAGAGCGGCAAACGGGAAAGCCAAGAAAAUCCAAGCUGCACAGCGCGGUACAACGCUGGUAUACAAAGCCGACCACGCCAAAAUCUAAGCCCAACCAACCGGCCAACCAACCGCGCCGCUCCUGUCUUCCUUCCGGUGCGCAGUGCCGGGCACCUCGCGAUCUGCCUGCCUGCUCCUCCUCGGCGCGCGGCUGCGAUCGGCCGGCCCCGCGUGAUGAGCGCGGGGAGAUGAGGUGCAAGCUCCACCCCUACGCCAACGCCGUGGGCGUCUGCGCGCCCUGCCUCCGGGACCGCCUCCUCGCGCUCGCCGCCGAGCGCGCGCAGGCCGCCGAGGCCAGCGGCGGCUGCGGGAGCAGCAGCUGCGGCAGCUCGCCCCCGCCCCCGCACCCGCCCGCGCGGCGGCGGCGCCACGCCGCGGAAGCGGGGUUCCCGCGCUCCGUCUCGCCGGACGCCGCGCGCCGGCGCUCCGACGUCUGCGCGUACGCGACCUCCUCCUCGUCCUUGUCGCAGCAGCAGCAGCCCAGCCUGCUGUUCUUCCGAACGCCGCAGGUCGGCCCCGCCGCGGCCGCCUUCCGCGCCGACGAGCCCGCGGAGGAGGGCGGCGGCAGGAAGAAGGCCGCGCCGAGGCGGUCCUUCCUGUCGGCGAUCUUCGGCGGCGGCAGACGGCACCACGGCCGGGAAGAGCCGGCCAAGAAGGAGCCUCCCCGGCGGUCCACCUCGUGGCUCUCCGCGAUCAUCCGCCGCAAGCGGAGGCCGGUCGACCUCUCCGCCGCGGCGUCCUUCCCCGCGCCGCCGGCGCAGGCGGACGAGGAGCCCGAGUCCCCCGGCGGCAGCAGCAGCAGCAGCUGGUGGUUCCCGUCGCCGUCGCCCGCCAGGCAGCCGCACCGUCGCCGGCACGGCGCCAGCGGGGACGGGAUCUCGGGGUUCGCGGUGUUCCUGAGCCCGCUGGUCCGGCCCAGCUCCGCCGGCGGCCGGCGCCGGUGCCAGCCGCCGGACCCGUCCGCCCUGGGGGACAGCCACCGGCGCCACGCGUCCGCCGGGGCCGCCGCGUCGUUCGGCCGCAACGCCUCCCGGAAGCUCACCGACAUGGGCAGGUUCCGAUGACGCCCCGCGCGGGGCUCCCUCCUCGCCGGCCGGUCGAAUUCCUUUUUUCUUUUCCUUUGUGCUUUCUUUGAUCCUCUCUUCUCCUACCUCGACAUUUUGUUAAUCUCGAAGAUGGUAUGAUGAUGUAUGCUAGCGCUGCCUGCUAGGCGGCAUGAGAGCGAAACCGAAUUGGAAAAAGAAAAGAAGAAAAUCUCAUUCAAAUGGUAACUUGGGAGGAUUUGGUUUGGAUUGUAGCUAA
This is a messenger RNA of Panicum virgatum (switchgrass), 1509 nucleotides long. RefSeq lists its product as uncharacterized. The coding region runs from base 396 to 1271 and encodes 291 amino acids. Lineage: Eukaryota; Viridiplantae; Streptophyta; Magnoliopsida; Poales; Poaceae. The record is from RefSeq and is a predicted model, not a curated record. The transcript has a single exon.